CUCUGUAGACCAGGCUGGCCUCGAACUCACAGAGAUCCACCUGGCUCUGCCUCCCGAGUGCUGGGAUUAAAGGCGUGUGCCACCACUGCCCGGCGUUUUCAUAUUUUUUAAAGAUAGAGUUUUCUGUAAGCCUGACUGCCUUUGGACACACUAUGUGUUACAGGAUGAUUUUGGUCCUGCUGCCUCUACCUCCCAAAUGCUGGGGUUACAGGCCUGUGCCACCAUGCCUGGACACACCUUUGGACUUGGAUCUACUCCCCACUCCCCCCAAAAAAACUCAAGGUGAAAUAAGUUUUUCUUUAUAAUUAGUCCGUGCCCAGUGUUUCCUGGCCCAGGCCGAUCUAGGCUGACCUAAGACCGACCUGUUGGGGAACCCCUGAGUGUCAUUCCCCUUAGACCAGAUCCUGUGUCCCGAAAAUUUACAUGCUCACCUUGCUUGAACUGGAAAUUAUAAAUGGACACAAAUGUGUGGUUGGAAGUCUGGCAGUCCGCUUUGGGGUUUGUAAUACUUGGAGUAUUUAAUAUUUUGAGACAAGGCAUCUCUUUGCAGGUCUGACCUCCUUCUUGCCUUUGCCUCCUGAGAUUUGGGAUCACACGCGUGCACCAGUACACCAGGCUUGAUACAAUUCUCCUUCAGUUUGCUCCUGUUUGCCAAUACACGAAACAAUGGCGUGGGAAGUAUUGCUAGAGAAGCCAGUGGAAGCCAGGGACCUGAGGGACGCACCCUCUGGGCCCUUGGGGCGGAGACUCCGUGGAAGAGAAGGCUUACAGCUGUCUCCAUGGCGACGCAUCACAAAGGCACAGCUCAGAGGGUGGGGACGGAGCGGAGCAUUUCUGCCUUGUCAAGGCGGGAGACGGCCUCUGGGGAGAAGAUGGCCCAGUGUAGGGACAAGGCUCCGUGCCCCACUCAAUGUGACCCCAAGCUCCAGUCAAGAAUUCUUCCAGUGGACACUCCCUAAAGGGAAACCAGCCCACCCCCUCCCUUGGAUAGAGGCUCCAUCCAUGGAAAAAGUCCGGGAGGCGAUAGCAAAUCAGUUUGUUUCCCAUACCAAGAGGGACUUCGUGGAUGUGGCUCAAGCUAAGAAGACCAUGAAAAAGUUUCCCACGUCCCUGGACUGGAAAGCGUUCCUUCCCCGACCUCUGGACACCGAAUUCCGGCACCAUUACCAAAUUCCAGCUAAGAUUCCUGAAUUGCAGGAUUUUAGUUUCAAAUACGGAUGCUACUCAGGCCUGCCUGUUGCUUCCCAGGGUCUGGUGCCCUCUGUACUGCACAGCUACAUCCGGAACCAGGAGCGUACAAAGCAGCAGACCACGUAUGAGAACGACUACGGGAAAAACUGCCUGGACUUCUUGAUGAUCUUAGACUCAUUCAGCCCCUCCCAAAUCAGCAGGUACCUGGAGAGUGUUUCCAACAAAGACAGGCAAAUUCUGGAUCGCUUCAUCCGAUCUCACUGUGACGCCAAUCAGGGGGCAAACAGGAAAGGACAACAAAGUUGCUCGAAGAGACCCUGAGGCCAGCGACGUGCCCAGCUCCACCCAGUCGUUUCCUAAUCGUCAAGGAAAACGAGGUGAACUUGCUCGAGUACACUGCGGCAGUGUGACUGUGUAUGUUCUGCUGUGUUCUGUUUUUAAAUGAAACCAAUUAAAGUUACACACUGCCCUGAGGACAUAGCUUUAGCUGUGUCCCAUGGGUUUUGAUGUCA
This is a messenger RNA of Peromyscus californicus insignis, 1703 nucleotides long. RefSeq names its product testis expressed 26 (gene Tex26). The record is from RefSeq and is a predicted model, not a curated record. The transcript is spliced from 5 exons. NCBI's taxonomy places the organism in Eukaryota, Metazoa, Chordata, Mammalia, Rodentia, Cricetidae. Gene Ontology annotation, cellular component: cytoplasm. Bases 667 to 1512 code for a protein of 281 amino acids.